GUAGAUGGUGGAGCAAUGGAUGAAUUUCUUAAGAAAAAUCGAGUAUCAGUAAAGGAUAAAAUUGAAAAAUUAGUUGCUGGUGGUGCUUGGGGAUUAGAAUAUUUGCAUUCAAAGAAUUGUAUUCAUCGUGAUAUUGCUGCCAGGAAUUGUUUACUUACACAUCAAUUCAUUAAAAGAUCAUUUCUAUUUCAUGUGAAAAUAUCGGAUUUUGGCUUAUCACGUGAAGGUGAUGAAUAUUAUAUGACAAAAGCAAAACGAGUACCAAUUAAAUGGCUUGCACCGGAAACUAUUAAACGGCUUGUUUACAAUUCCAAAACGGAUNUAUUUCAUGUGAAAAUAUCGGAUUUUGGCUUAUCACGUGAAGGUGAUGAAUAUUAUAUGACAAAAGCAAAACGAGUACCAAUUAAAUGGCUUGCACCGGAAACUAUUAAACGGCUUGUUUACAAUUCCAAAACGGAUGUUUGGAGUUAUGGUGUUAUGGUGUGGGAAAUUUUUGCAAAUGCAGAAGAACCAUAUCCAGGAAUGACAAAUAAAGAAGUUAAAGAAAAGGUAUAA
This is a messenger RNA of Cercopithifilaria johnstoni, 555 nucleotides long. The record is from the annotation of a GenBank genome assembly. NCBI's taxonomy places the organism in Eukaryota, Metazoa, Nematoda, Chromadorea, Rhabditida, Onchocercidae.